UAGUCCCACAAAAUGGCGGCCUGGGCCCGUUAGUGGUCCUGCUGCUGCAGUUCGGACUGGUUUUCCUCGCUCCCGGACUCUGGGCCGAUGGACGACCCGGGCUGCAGUGAUCCGCUUCAGGCGGAGAGGGAGCGGAUCCGCCGGGAGAUCCUGGAACUGGAGCAGCGCCUGGGGGUGGCGGCCGAGAUCGAGCUGGGCGGCGUGGAGAGCGGGUAUGGUGAUGAGGAAGGCGAAUGUGCUUCUCUGGAGCAGGCUCUCACCGGAGAGAUGGUACCUCAGCUCCCAGACAAUAAUACAGACGAUGAGGGAGACGACCUCCCUGAGGACCCUGAGACCUGCCUGCAGAUGAACCUGGUUUACCAAGAGGUGAUUGUGGAGAAACUGCAGGACCUCGAAUUGCUGCUUACCCACAAUAAGGAGCAACAAUCUGAAAUCAUGUGUGACCUGGCUGGAAAUGGGAUAGAAAAACCGAAAUCCAAGAACCAGUCAGCCACAUUGUACCUGGGGCACUUUCUGAAACCAUAUUUCAAGGAUAAAGUCACUGGCCUUGGUCCACCAGCAAACCAGGACACAAAGGAAAAGGCUACACAAGGCAUUAAAGGGUUUGAUGAGUUUUUAAUAACGAGUUGGAAGCAGAACGAAAAGGAAAAACUAAAGCUCUCAAUUGCAAGUGACGCGACACAGCGGCUGCUGCAGCCCAAACUCUUGAGGCUUGAAUACCUGAACAAGAAGAUGGAACUGUCCCGCCAGGAAACGGAGAAAAAUACCUUGGAGAAGCAGAUUGGUGAAACAGAGCGAGAAAUGGACAACAUCAACCAGAUGACGCAGCGGCAGUUGUUGGGAAAUAGGUUUGACGACCACGACUGGAUAAAGAUUGCCAAUAUCGAUUUUGAUGGGAGUCGCAAAGCUGAAGAUAUUAAAAACCUCUGGCAAAACUCCGAGCACCCGAGCAUCAACAAAACAAAGUGGAGCGACGACGAGGUGGAGAAGCUGAUUGCGAUCGCAGAGCAGAAUGGCUGUGUGGACUGGGAGUGGAUUGCGAGUGAGCUGCAGACAAGCCGUACUGCUUUCAUGUGUCUUCAGAAGUACCAGGAGCAUAAUAAAGAACUGAGAAAGAAAGAAUGGACUGAGGAAGAGGACCACAUGCUGACUGAGCUGGUGCAAAAGAUGAGAGUUGGAAACUUCAUUCCAUACACCAAGAUUGCAUAUUUUAUGGAGGGACGAAAUGGCAGCCAGCUGUUGUACCGCUGGUCAAAGGCACUGGAUCCCACAGUGAAGAGAGGGCCUUGGACACCAGCAGAAGAUGAGCUACUCCUGAAGGCAGUGGCAAAAUACGGAACGCGGGACUGGUUCAAGAUCCAGGAAGAGGUCCCUGGGAGGGUCGAUGCUCAGUGCAGAGGCAGGUUCCUGAACAGUUUGAACCAUAAUGUCAGGAGAGGCAAAUGGUCACCAGAGGAGGAGAGAGAUUUCAGAGCACUGCUUGAAAAACAUGGAGUUGGUAAAUGGUCCAAGAUAGCUGCAGAGUUGAUGGGCAGAACAGAAACUCAGUGUCUCCACAAAUGGAAAUUAAUAUCAGGCAUUAAGGCCAAGGAAUGGGUCCAGGCUAAACACCGGAGAAAAGGGAAGUGGAAACGCUUUAUAAGAAAGAGACAGGAAAGUAGCUCCGAGUCCUCGGAAUUCUCCUCUGAGGAUCUUAAGUUUGUGGAGUCAGAGGAGGAGGAGGAGGAGCAGGAGGAAGAGGAGGAUCAAGAGAGAGCCCGGAAAAUGGAACGGAAGAAACGGAGGGUGAAAUGUUGGAAUCCAGCCGAGUCCAUUGUGCUGGACGUGGAUCGGUGGGUCCCGGUUGUUGAAAACGAGCCGACGCCAGCAGCGAAAUCCGGAAACUGCCAGGGUGGCAGCACAGCGACUGUGAAGAUCGAAAGUCAGAACCGUCUUGGAAGACCCAAAUCUAACAAGAUCUGGGGAAACCUGUCUCGUCUGGGCAGUGCUAUUCCAAAAGCUGGUGAACCAGACAAGAGACUGAUAGAGAAGGAACCAGCCUCUCAAGGUGGAGUGCCAGAUCCAGCUAUGCCUGCUAUCACUCCGUGUCUAGCGGUGGAUGAAGUCCCACAGAAGUCUCCACGAGCCCGUAAGGAACCCAAGAAGACAAUGCGCCAGGUACGCACAGUCAACCUGGAAAAGAAGCUCAUUGCAGAGAUGUGCCGAUGGACUGCAUCAAAGAUAUUCAAUCAAAGGGGAGUUGAUCUUGUACGUGAGAGACUGCUAUCAGCUGGGUUAAGCAGUACACCUAUUUUUGCACUCUUGAUACAGGUGUUCCGGAUUGACAAAGAAGGUUGCAUGCAGAUCAUAAAAGAAAAGAUGAAUAGGGAUGCACAAAGUCUGUCAGAAAAGGAGCGGAGUGGUGACAAGCUGAGGCAAGACCCUUGCCUCCUGCAGCAGGUGAAAGACAGCACCAUCAGCGUGGGCAAUGGACAGACCAUGGAAAUCACUCGCUUUAAACUGGGCUCCGCACCUCCGAAGAAUAAACCAAAGACAGUCCUCGAGUUACUCGCUGAGAAGCGCCGAGCCAAAGCCUCUGCCGCACCCCAGUCAAUGGCGGUACUGGCACAGCUGACAGCCUCAUCCAGCAAGGUGCCCGUUGGUCAAGUAUUGCAAGCAUCUAAGCAAACUCGCCCGCCUUCGCCUGUUGAAGCCAGAUUGCCGAGGAAGAGAGUGAAGCCCGGGAGCCGCUCUUUGGUCCGGCAAGUUACUCGUGGCAAGUCAGUGCCCACACAGCCAACGUUGGACCAAUGCCCACCAUCGGACACCCCAGGAGCGACGCUGCAGAGCAGCCAGAUCCAGCCUGCCGUGUCCUCAGCUAUGAUUGCUGCUCCCGUUAAACUUGGCACUGCCAGCACCCCCCGUCGGCUGCAACCAAUCGCCCCAAUGCCAGUGGCCCCAACCGUGCUGCAGCCCAAUGGUGUGAUGGUACCACUGAUGCUCCCCAACUCCACUGUGCCCAUCAUGGCAGUGCUCACCCCCGAGGGUUUGUUCUAUGUUCCUCCAGGCUCAAUCACAGCUGUACCGAACCCAAACAUCCCGUCCCCGGCCACAGUUGCCACAGUCAGCCAGGCCACUCCCUGUUCCUCUCAGCAAGCUGGCAACGUAGUUAUUUCCACGGUGCCAUCUGGCAGCACAGAGUUGGUGGCCACUGCCGUUCAGGCACCGGCCCACAGCCCCCCUGCAAGCAGUCAGGCAGUAGCUGGUGGCUGUGCCGUUGUUCCAAUGCAAACAACCUCUGGCACCAAACCAGCAUCAAUACAGCCCCUGGCCUCCCCUUCACCAGCAAUUCACCAAGCUCAAGCACCUGCACCCCCAGCUUUACCCCAUAUUGUAGCAUUGACCACAGCUCCUGGGCAUGUCCAGCUGCCAGCAGCCAACUCUAUCAAUUCCACGCAACUUAACCAGGGAGGGGGUUCAUCGCUGCCUGAAGAUUCUGACUGUUCAAGUGCAGGCCCCAGCAGCCUGUCACAGCGUGAUGGAACUGAACCACCCCUGACAAGCUUGCAGCCGGACAAACGCUCUGUUGACUUUAAGCUUUUGUCUCACGAGCAAAAUGCAAUAAUGAAAGACUGGCUUCAAGGCAAGGGUGGUGUGCGGGUGCCAGGCAUGCCCACUGCCCUACCCUACCUGCCGCCCUGUUCCUCCACCCUGAGAGCCUUCUCAAAUUUACUGCUGUACAAGAAGGUGCUGGAGCAGAAUCUGUCAGGUUUCGGGGCUCCUGAGGGGAAUGACCCCAAAAAAAGACUGGAGGCAGCCAGGGCGCUGGUGGCUGAUCGCCUGCAGAAUAACUCUGCCUAUCAGCUCCUGAAAUCCCGAUUCCUUUCUGCCUUUACGCUGCCAGCGUUUCUAGCUACACUGCCGCCACAGGGAACCCGGACCACAGUGGGACAAUCUCGAGGCACCCUUGACCAGGACUCUGAGGAAGGAAGCGAGUACACAGACACAGACGGAGAGAGCGAGGACAGUAUUGGAGAACCUCGAGUGCAGUGUGUCCCAGAAGGAGUGGUCGGGGAUGAAGUGGCCGACAGAGAGUUAAACCAACCCUUCGAGGUCUCCUUCACUGAUCUGUCAUUUGGAUGUAACUUGCCGGGCAGCCUGGAAACUAUUGAGGAUCAGCCUGCCCCAGAACAGCCUACUGCCCCAGAACAGCCUACUGCCCCUAAGAGUGAGACACGAGUCGUGACCAGAUGGAGUCUUCGCCCAAGGAAGAAACGCUGAGAAUGCACCAAGGAAUGGAAACCCCUGGUUUCUGGACUUUCUUCACUUCAGUGGGUGAUUGGAGACGAGCAGUAUGAAGGACAACUUUCCUCAACAGCUGAAUCUGCAUUUAUUAGCACAUGACAGUAAACAACUGCAGGGAGGGAUUAAAUCACGAUUACUUUGAAUGUUCACGCUGAUUUAAUAAUGGCGGCUGAUUACUGCGGCUGACAUUGUGCCCCUGUGCUUGAAUCUUGUUGGUGUUUCACGGAGUCAAGGUGUGAUGAGUACAGAAUCGUGCGGCUCCCUAGACUCUCUUUAAUUAUUCCUUUUUGUAUAAUAUCUGCAGUGGAAUAAAGCAGGUAUUUUAAUAAAGUUCUUUUUUAAAUUA
Molecule: messenger RNA, 4630 nt
Organism: Carcharodon carcharias (great white shark)
Lineage: Eukaryota; Metazoa; Chordata; Chondrichthyes; Lamniformes; Lamnidae
Gene: snapc4
Product: small nuclear RNA activating complex, polypeptide 4
Exons: 22
Coding region: 88-4260 (1390 amino acids)
Source: RefSeq, a predicted model, not a curated record